Molecule: messenger RNA, 7165 nt
Organism: Cyanistes caeruleus (blue tit)
Lineage: Eukaryota; Metazoa; Chordata; Aves; Passeriformes; Paridae
Source: RefSeq, a predicted model, not a curated record
UUCAACCAACAUAAUGCUGAAGCUCCCAACUUGGAACAAGUAUUUCACAGAAUGGCACAAAUGGAACCUAAUCUUGACCAUGACGUAUCAUGGUUCCUCCUUCCAUCGUACUGGGCUAAAAUGGUUGUGGCAUUAAUUUCCUUCCUCUGUUUUGCUAACAGCUAUGAUGGAGAUUUUGUCUUUGAUGAUUCUGAAGCCAUCAUCAAUAAUAAGGACCUCAGGGCAGAAACCCCGCUUGGUGACCUGUGGUAUCAUGACUUUUGGGGUAGCAAACUCAGCAGCAAUACCAGCCAUAAGUCAUAUCGACCGCUAACUGUCCUGACUUUCAGAAUUAAUUACCUUUUUGCUGGAGGCUUCUACCCAGUUGGUUUCCAUGUCAUCAAUAUAAUACUGCAUUGCAUUAUCUCAGUGUUGAUGGUUGAUGUGUUCUCCAUAUUAUUGGGUGGAUUGCAAUUCAGUAGUAAAGGAAGACGGCUGAACCUGGCUCCCAAGUCCUCUCUUCUUGCUGCUUUGCUCUUUGCUGUACAUCCAGUGCACACCGAGUGUGUUGCUGGGAUUGUUGGCAGAGCUGACCUACUGUGUGCCCUGUUCUUCUUGUUGUCAUUCCUUGGCUACUGUAAAGCAUUUAGAGAAAAUAAGGAAGGACAUACGUUUUCUGUAUUCUGGGUGCUGGUGAGUGUUGUCCUAGGUGCAAUAGCCAUGCUGUGCAAAGAACAAGGAAUUACAAUACUGGGUUUGAAUGCAGUGUUUGAUGCACUGGUGAUUAACAAGAUAAAUCUUUUGGAGCUCAUUCGGAAGUUACUGUAUAAGGAUAAGUCAUUGGAGAAUGCUGGACUGUUGAGGAAGGGGCUGCUUUUCAGGAUAACUCUUUUGAUGUGUGGAGGGGCCGCUAUACUUUAUAUCCGCUGGAGGAUUAUGGGCACAGGGCCACCAGCUUUCACCGAAGUAGACAACCCAGCUUCAUUUGCUGACAGUCUGUUUGUAAGAGCUAUAAACUAUAAUUACUACUAUUCACUGAAUGCAUGGUUGCUGUUGUGUCCCUGGUGGCUGUGUUUUGAUUGGUCAAUGGGCUGCAUACCCCUCAUUAAAUCCGUCAGCGACUGGAGGAUAAUUGCACUAGCAGCACUUUGGUUCUGCCUAAUUGGUCUGAUAUGCCAAGCUCUAUGCUCAGAAGACAGCCAUAAGAGAAGAAUCCUUACACUGGGACUUGGAUUUCUUAUUAUCCCUUUUCUUCCUGCAAGUAAUCUCUUCUUCCGAGUAGGAUUUGUUGUUGCAGAGAGAGUCAUCUACCUCCCCAGUAUUGGAUAUUGUAUUCUCUUUACAUAUGGGUUUAGCCUCUUGAGUAAGCAAGCCAAGAAAAAGAAAAUUCUUGCAGUGGCAGUACUUGGAAUCUUGUUGAUAAACGUUACGCGCUGUGCGCUCCGCAGCAGCCAGUGGAGGUCAGAAGAACAGCUUUUUAGGAGUGCAUUGUCUGUGUGCCCUCUGAAUGCAAAAGUGCACUACAAUGUUGGCAAAAACCUGGCUGACAAAGGAAAUCAAAGUGCUGCAAUCAAAUACUACAGAGAAGCUGUAAGGUUGAAUCCAAAAUAUGUGCAUGCCAUGAACAACCUUGGAAAUAUUCUGAAAGAAAGAAAUGAGCUCCAUGAAGCAGAGGAGUUGCUGUCCUUAGCUGUACAAAUACAACCUGAUUUUGCUGCUGCAUGGAUGAAUCUAGGAAUAGUGCAGAACAGUUUAAGAAGGUUUGAAGAGGCAGAGCAAAGCUACUGGACAGCAAUUAAACACAGAAAAAAAUAUCCAGAUUGUUACUACAAUUUAGGGCGGUUGUAUGCAGAUUUGAACCGCCAUAUAGAUGCAUUGAAUGCAUGGAGGAAUGCUACAGUCCUGAAACCAGAGCACAGUUUGGCUUGGAACAAUAUGAUAAUAUUGCUUGAUAACACAGGCAAUCUAGCUCAAGCAGAAGCAGUUGGAAGAGAAGCCCUGGAAUUAAUACCUAAUGAUCAUUCCCUUAUGUUUUCCUUGGCUAAUGUACUGGGGAAAUCACAAAAAUAUAAGGAAUCUGAAGCUUUGUUCCUCAAGGCAAUUAAAGCCAAUCCAAAUGCUGCCAGUUAUCACGGUAAUUUGGCUGUGCUUUAUCAUCGCUGGGGAAACCUUGACUUAGCGAAGAAGCACUAUGAAGUCUCUCUGAAGCUUGAUCCCAUGGCACCGGGAACCAAGGAAAACUACAACCUCUUAAGAAGAAAACUGGAGCAGUUGCAAAAGAAAGGCGGUGCCUGAUGUUCCUUUUCAGGUUGCCCGUGCAUGCUGUUUACGACUACUGUUACAUGGGUACUUUUGACCAUGUACAGGAUUCAGUCAUCAUUUCUCAAAAACAACACCACCAGCACCGCACACUUGAAUGUCCAGUUUUUCCCUCCUGCAGAUCCUAACAUUUCAGCUUGAGGGAUCAUUUUAUUUUUACUUGAACUGCUUUUAAAGUCCAUUAGAACAUUUUUAUAGGUAUAUGAAAGCAAUGCAGAUGGAAUUUCACAGCAUACACUUGUAAUUUGAUAUCUUCAUCUGACUUUUCGGUAGUGGGAUGAAUAGCAGGAGGCAAUUUUAUUUCUGAAAGUGAUACUUAAAAGUGCAAUUUCCUGUUUAAAUCCUGAUCUUUUCAAGUAUGAAAAAUAUCUGUCCACUUCAGUUUUAUUACUGCCUUCCAGUGCCAGUCCUGCAGAGACAGUGGAAGAAUGAAUUCUCUCUAGCACAUCAGUCUACUCAUAUAAUUUGAGUUAAGCCCUUAUGCUCAUUUCUGUCUCCAGCCUGUGAAGUGUCAGAUUUUUGCAAGAGUAAAAAAGGGCAAGGAUUUGACCAUAAAUGUCUGUAAGCCAGUGUGCUGCUCAGGUAUGCUUGAGUAUCGAAAAUACUGUUAGAUGGAGAUUUUAGUAAGCAGCUAAUGAAAAGAAGGUGAGGCAACAGAGCAGUCAGGUAGAGUUUCUGUUCUGGCAGGCAGCCUCAUCUGCAACAGACAAACAUGGACAAGAAGUCAGAACUGCUUUAGCUCCUGUGGCAGGUCAGUGUUUAAAUACAGUUUAGUAUCUGUAGGAGCUAAUUGCUGUGUUCUCAGGCAAUUCAGUGCUUUCUGGUUAAGGACAUUACACCUUUCAGCUCCUAUAUUGCUGGGGAAUAAAGAGAUAAUUUCUGUGGAACAGUAACUGUGCAAAAGACCUGACCUUGGCUGUUGAUCUGUUACCUGAAAGAACUUGGCUUCACCUUUGUCUGCCAUGGCUCCUGUGUUUGCUGAAGGGGCAGAUAAGUAAGCAUAGAUGUUAAUGCAUAAACUGAGCACAUCGAUGUGGGAUGAUUCAGAGGUGGUUUAUGUUGAUACCAUGUUACCUCUCAAAAGGGGCUAUGCUUUAAUACAUAUUUGAACUCUGUCUGUCCAGACUUAUUUGUCAUGUAUUAAUAUUUACAUUCCUGCUUCAGGAAGUAGUCUUUUAUUUGCUGGUGGUCGGUUUUUCCAGUUUCUUUGGGGUUUUUUUGAGAUGUUUGGUUUUGUUCGUUUAAGAUUGGAAGUUUGCUAUUGGAUAUGACAGCUGGGGAACUUUACCUAUCUUUUCAUAUUCCUUUAUUCUUGCCAUCCAUGUCCCCUGGGAGAAAUCGAUCAACGCAGUAUUUGCAGCUUUUCUAAUUUGUCUAUCGAUUAUCGUGAGACUGUUUAGCAUUCUCCACACACAGCUCCUCUAUGUGUGGAACCACUUAAAGUGUCAGGGAAAUUCCUGCCACAGGAUGGGAUGCUGUGUGACCACCUUAUCUGACCACCAUAGAACCAUUUUACAUCUCUACCACGUUUUGAACCUCACAGAGGCUACUUUUACAUUAUAAAUUUGCUUGGAAAUGACAGUUGUUUCAAGAACUCUGUAGGUGUGUCUACAGAGCAUACUGCAAUAUUGCAGAACUACCAAAGCAUCCUCUGACAAAGCUAGCUCGGGAGUUACAAGUCAUGCAGGUACUUUAGUGUACUAUUUUUGCCACACUGACUGUAGAUCUAGCCAGAAAGGCUGUGGCAGUGUGGUGCUGUCCACAAAUUUAGCUUUGAAUGAACUAACAUGGCUACAUACUGGUUUUAGUCAAGGUGCAAGGGGCAUGUAUGUGUGCUUCUCUCCUAUAAAUAUAGCCUGUUUCUCAGUGGGACUAAUUAGUUCACAUAGGGUACAAAGCCGUGGCAAUUGCUUCCAUUUCUUCUGGUUUCUGGACAAAAUUUUCAGAAAUUUGUUUCUGAAUAUGAUCCAAGCAUGCUCUUUGAUAAGUAUCUGGUAAGCAGAACACUGCAUCAGUAUGGAUAAUCAUCUUCCAAUAGCCAGCACAGCUUAGUACCAACUUUUGUAUCUGAAAGGUGCUGAAAUAGAUACACCCUUCAGUACAAACAGCAGGUUCUUAAGGCUUUCCAUGCAUAGCCUACUAUUCAUCAGAUAGAGAGAACACACAGCUUCUUCAGUCAUGAGGAAUUAAAGAGUUGGGAUAUGGCUGGAUGAGCUAAUUUAUAGUAGAAGAUAAAUAUGUUUACUAUAAUCAGGUCUCUUCUGUAUAUUUGGAAUAUUACAUCCUGAGUUUAAAUUAUUAUUCUCAUCAUAAAAUCCACAUGUGUAGUUUUCCCUGUUGCUUUCCAUAUCAGCUUUAAAGACAUCCACUCGAUCAAUAUUAUGUAUGAAGGAUGAAUUCUUUCUAGGUCAUUUUAAACCAAAGUUUUAGAAAUUCCUCUGUGGAAGUCCUUCUAUUCAAGUCUUAAGACAGAAGAGACAGACAAACAAAUUGGAUGUUUUGUUAGUAUUUUAAAAUGGUAUUUACUUUUCAGUACAGACAACAUCAUUUCUUCUUGAUUAGCUUUCUGGCUACCUGUAUAUACUUUUGUGAGGGUUUAUUUGUUUUAUAUAAUAUUUACUGUAUAGAAAUUCAAUGUGAUUAUUUGUAUGACAGUAAUAUGAAGCAUACCCAUAUGUCCUGAGUUUAAUGUUGAGGCAGAAUUGUGUUCAAAAGAAGCCACGAAGAUGACUGCUUUUGUAAUAAAAACUUCCUUAAGACUUUUAAGAAUACAAAGUAUUUUUUUACUUUAUUUUCAGAAAUAUUUGGAACUGCAAACAGUGCAGUAGCUUUUAUUAAAAUGGUUAUAAUGUUAACCUUUUUAUUGGUUUUUCAUACCUCAUAACUGACUCCUGGAACAGUGCAGAACACUCAAAGAGAAAACGGUGAAGAAAAAGUGGACUUCUACAUAACUGUAGUUACAAAUAUUGUCUAUCUUUCCGGCAUGCUGUAUUUUUUUUUUUUCCCAUUGCUAAUUCCAGAAGAUUAAAUUUUCCUUAUCAGUUGGCCUGUUUGAUUCUCUAGGGAAAUUAAGAAGCCUUUUUUUUUCUUUUUUUUUUUUUCUUUUUUUUCCUUUUUGAGAAAGAUUACUUGUUCCAAUACAGUUCUGAGAAAAGAAAUACAGAAUGAUUUAAUGUACAGAAUGGAGUCAGGAAAAUAGUCACAAUGACUGCUAUGGAUGUUAGUCUCUUUUCACCAAAAACCUCCAGCAAAGUUCCCUAAUUGUAUGUCACUAUUGUGUCUAGACCAAUGCUAUGUACAUGAAGUUUUCUGUUAUUUAAUUUCAUAGUAUUUAAACUUUAGAGAUGUGGGUUGUGUGUGUGUUUAUGGGCACUAAGAAAUAAAAAUCUAUAAUACUUUUGAAUGAUUUGUUCAAAAUACUGGGCCUAUUCACUGGGAACAUUUUCCUUCAUUUUUCAGAUACCUGUAUCUGAGCUAUUCAUCCUAGUUUCUCUGUAUAGUCACUGGGGAAAAUCCCCAUCUUUAGGAUGUGAGAAGUCAUACUCAAAAGAAAAAUUCAUCUUCACUAACAUCAAAGGGUAACUAAGGUGAUCAGCUCAUAUGCAUAAGCAAAAAUCUCACUGCUGCUUUCAGUUGAAGUGUUCUCAUCCCAUACAUGAAGUAAUCUGACCCUCUAUUAUUCUCAUACCUUAUUGGUACCAAUAAUGUUAAAAGACUGGCAUUGAAACAAACUGGCAGGUACUUGCCUUGAGAGUCAGAGAGUAGCUGGAAGAGGGAGAGGAGAAAACAAAUUAACUUUGAUAAAUUUAUAUGACUGAUGAAGCAUGAAAUCCCUGUGUAUGAAAACAGAACAUUCAUGUCCAGUUCAAUUCAUUACUAGCUUGUUUAUGUUUCUGCAAUGAACAGUAACAACUCCUUAUUGAAUUGAAUUUUGGUGUACUUCACUCCUAUUUUAAAAAGUAAGUCUAAAGCAACUGUAAAUUUGCAACAGUGAGAUUUAUAUCUUUUUCCUUAAGUUACAGUUGCUAUUUCAAGCUGUAGCUGUUAGAAUGUUAAAUGUGAUAGCUCCGUGUGUUUCAGUGUGGUGAAGUUUUUUUGUUUCGAUAUCUUUUGAUACUUAUUUGCUGGUUUCUGCCUGUGCCCCGUAUUUCAUAUGAGUACUGGUACAUUGACAUACCUAUCAUUACAUGUAGAUUCCCAUGUGCUCCUCAACUUGGCCCUUUCACUGAAUAUUGCUCCCUUCCACAGCUCUUGGUGUGUCUCUACCAAAUGUGUGCUAAUGAGGGCACAUUUAACUCUAAAAGACUAAAUUUUGAUAGGAGCAAAAGUCAGAACACAUGGCUGGAUUUCUGUGACAUAAAAGCUGAGGGAGCCAAAUUUGUGUCAUGGAACACCAUAAGCAGCAGGUGCCUCUGGUAAAGGGCACUUCAGACUCUGCUGGGCUCCACAAUAACGUGAAGUGGUUGUACAUAGGUGUAAUGUUAUAAACACAGCAAACUGAGCCCUGUGCUCUAAAGAAAAAGGACUAUGUGUAUUUCCAAGAGGAUGUGCACAGCUGCAUGGACUAUCGAGCAUUGAAGGACUGAUAUAUUGUGUUAGAAAGUUGCACUGCCGUGUUGUGGCAUGGGUGUUCAGUGUGUGUCAGUGAUGAAAUAUGUCAAGUGGUUCAGGGCUUUCUAAAGUAAGUAUUUUUGUUAGGAAAAAUCCCUACAGGUACUGAAACUGGUAGCUUGUGAUUUCUGAGCUGAACUUUUUUUAUGUAGUGUUAAUCACUUAAAUUGCCAAUGGUAUGUUCCAAUUUAUUUUCAGCUGAGCAGGAAGUAAAUACAGUUGUAAUGAAGCCAUGAAAUAAAUCUGCAUUUUACUA